Molecule: messenger RNA, 5020 nt
Organism: Gigantopelta aegis
Lineage: Eukaryota; Metazoa; Mollusca; Gastropoda; Neomphalida; Peltospiridae
Exons: 4
Coding region: 7-1419 (470 amino acids)
Source: RefSeq, a predicted model, not a curated record
UGGCGUAUGACAAUGGUCCUACCUGGACCCUCUCGCGGAAUCGAUCGUAGCAGACGACAGUUACGAUCGAAGCGCGCGCGAGCGAUGAUGGACAGACGACACUGGGUGACGUUAGCAUGGUUUAUUAUUCUGCUGGCCACUUUGGUACUACUGGGGGGAUACGCUGCCCCAAUGUGGCUGUGGCUUCAAUCAAGCGAUGGAAUUCACUAUUUUGGAGUUGGGCUGUGGUAUUAUGUCGGUUGCUCAGAUGCGAGCUGUAUAACAACAACUAAAGUUAAAGUUGACACGAAAACAGAUAUCAUCUAUGAUGCUACUGGUUUCCAAGCUAUUCGGGGGUUGGAGACGGUGGGCGUGGUCGGGUGUUGUCUACUGCUUGUGUGUGGAAUGACCUACAGAAUCGGAUUUAAUAACUGGACACACAUGAAAACCCUCAAUACGGCAUUAGUGAUUAUGACUGUUCUCACAGAACUGGUUAUCUUGGCUGGAGUGAUCGUCUUCGGAGUUAUGUACUGGUCGUGGAUUAUCAAUUCGACGUUGGUUAGCUCGCGAAGCUUUCCUUGGUCUCCCUUGCUGUGUCUUAUUGCCUUCUUCAUUCUUCUUGUCCCGCUCUUUCUGUUGAGAACCAAGGCUAGGGAAUACCACUACAUCCACGGCGCCAUACCUAUGUCAGGAGAUGCCAAACUUGAUUUGAACCCCCAAAUGAAAACCGCGAUGAGUCAGCGAUACUUCACCCCAUCACCAUACGCCGAAGAUCGCCGAACAACCAUCGAUCAGUCGGCGUACUACGACGACGUAUUCGACAAACCAGCAUACACCAUUAGCAAUUUCGAGAACAAGACGUACACCCGUAACCAGGUGGAUAGCACGCCUUUAGUAUCUAAUGUCGUGUACGGUGUAGAAAAUCGAGCUUAUACGACAACGGACGAAUUUCGGCGACGGUCGUAUAGUGGGCCAGGAAAUGGAUAUGCCUACCAAAUGUCAAACCGAAUGGAUAUCUCCACAGAGACGGAAGUGUUACGUCCACGACCUAAAUCCAUUGCAGCCGACACGACGUACACCGGACAUGAUGUGUCGUACUUUCGUGAGCCAAUCAAACAAGAGCCCAUUCACUACGAGGAAAGAGUUGUCACCCGCGUUGAGAGAGUUCCGGUGUAUGGCCCCGCCCCAACUCCUGUGAUGCCCAAUCAAGACAUUGGAACAAAAUAUCUUGGAUAUGGAAGGGUUCAGGCCCUUUCGGACUAUGAAGAUCCCCGUCUGAGCCAGUUUGAGCGAUACACUGUGCAUACACGUCAACGACCAGCGUGUUCUACCACCAGGAUGAUCACCGACGCAAGGUCCUCCGUCGACCCCACCCUGGGGGACGGCUUCGCUAACGGAUCGCCUUACAUGUACAGACCAUACCAGCCACAAAAAUACUAAAUAUAAUUUAAAACCUGUAAAAUAGCACUGUGCAUGGAAAGAUAUCGCGAACAGUUACAAAUCGUCGUCUUAGGAUUAUAAUGUUGUAAGUCCUUUUUUUUUUUUUUUAAAUGAGUUCCAUAUACCAUUUUGUUGGUAAUAAAGUGUUCUAUCUCCUUAUUAAUAGUUAAUUUAGCUAAAAAUCACUAUAAGUGAGUUAUUGCCAAUUCUUUUUUGUUCUAUGUCCAAAACUUAUAAAACGAUCAGUAGCCUACUUUAAUGUUUUAUGUCCAUUGAUCAGUCAGAUUUCUCAAUAUCAGUCACGUGACUAGAUGUGUAUAUCAAAAUCAGCAUGACCAUAGAAUGGCAUAUUUGAUGUCUUUUCUUAAACAUAUUAUUUGUUGUAGAAUUAAUAUAUUAAAAACAUAAAUGGAAUUUAAAUUUCAAUGAAUCCUAUUGUCGGAAAACAUUAUUUUACAUCAUUUUAUUAUGGAGAUAGAACAUUAUAUCUACAAUCUUCGUCAACGUUACCAUGAAGAUAGAACGUUAUUUAACUUCUUUCAAUAUUACAUGAUAUAAUUUGUAAACACAAACAGUAAACACAAAAGAGCAUGUUAUGGAAAUCUCAUAAAAGAUACCACCCCAUCAAAUAGCAUUAUCUGUUUUAUUUAUACUUUUUCACAUUAUUUGAAAUUAAUAUUACAAGAGUUGUGAAUUAAAAAAAAACCCACCCUGUUUGUGCACAAUAACGUUUCCUUUUUAUUAAUCACCAUUUAAUCCAUUUCAAUCUUGAAGUCAUGAUUGUUACCUUUUGUUGUUUUUAAUGUCAUUUUAUAGAAUUUGCAUCACUAAAGUUAUGAAUUUGUUUUUAACUUGACUCAAAUGUUUUAAUACAUGCAUUUUGCGUUAGGUUAGGCCUACAUGCACCAGCAUGCUCGUUACCAGAAAAUAAAACUUUUCUCAGAAAUAAUCAUUAAAGAAAUACAUUUUGUUGUUAUUACUUUAUAUAAAUAAAAAUGAACAACAAGCCUUUUUACUAUCCUUUAUAUAUUAAACAGAAUUAGCAUAUUAGUAUGUUUUAAAUUGUUUUCUCUCGUUAAUUGUACUUUAAAUGCCUUUGUUCUUAAGAAUAGACAUGAUUGUAUGUGCUUAAAUAUAUGUUCUAUGUUGUAAAACAUUAUAGUUCUAAAAGAAUCAGUCAAGUUGUAUAUCGCAAUGUUCUAAGUCCAAAUCAAAUGUUAUAAUUUUACAGAGAAUGCGAUGUUUUGAAGCAGUGUCAGGUUAGAAUAAGAAUAUUUAGAUAAACAAUUUAUAUCCAAAUGACAAACCGCACACAGAUAACUAUUACAUAUGUAAGUUCCACUGAGUUAAAACCCUAACAUCGUUUUUCUCGGUAACGAGUAAAUGGCGCAUAGAACAUUAUAAUCCUAAGACGACGAAAUGGCCAUUUAAAGCUAGAUGAUUUUUUUUCCAAAAGAGGGCUGUAACUAGAGAGGGUAGUUAUUCGCUGUAAUAUACCUUCUACUGAAGGUACGUGUGUUCUUGGGCAUAUCCUUCGAGUUUCCUAAGACAUUUGUCCCAAAAUAUAUAAGAAAAAAAAUAGAGAAAAAAAUAAACAAGCAAUUUUUUUUUUAAAUUUAAUGUUUUAAUUAUUAUUAUUAGUGGAAUAUAUAUUUGGGUGUAAUUACAAAACAUGAAAUAAACUAGCGCAAUAGUAGCAUAUAUCAGUGCAGCAAUCAGUAGGCCCAAGGUCACACUAAUUUACGCUAAAUAUAUGUUUAUAUAUAGUAUUAGUGGCUAUAACAUGUUUCUUAAUAUCAGUCGGCCCGUGGAUUUUUUCAGUGCACCUUUGCCUACCUGAGGGAAACAUAUCCUGAAAAGAGAGCCCCUGUUAUCAAGCUCUUUCUCCCAGAAUAUUGGUUUAGACAAACACAUCCACAUAUCCUGAAAAGAGAUCCCCUGUUAUCAAGCUCUUUCCCCCCAGAAUAUUGGUUUAGACAAACACAUCAACAUAUCCUGAAAAGAGAGCCCCUGUUAUCAAGCUCUUUCCCCCCAGAAUAUUGGUUUAGACAAACACAUCCACAUAUCCUGAAAAGAGAGCCCCUGUUAUCAAGCUCUUUCUCCCCAGAAUAUUGGUUUAGACAAACACAUCCACAUAUUCUGAAAAGAGAGCCCCUGUUAUCAAGCUCUUUUUCCCCAGAAUAUUGGUUUAGACAAACACAUCCACAUAUCCUGAAAAGAGAGCCCCUGUUAUCAAGCUCUUUUUCCCCAGAAUAUUGGUUUAGACAAACACAUCCACAUAUCCUGAAAAGAGAGCCCCUGUUAUCAAGCUCUUUUUUCCCAGAAUAUUGGUUUAGACAAACACAUCCACAUAUCCUGAAAAGAGAGCCCCUGUUAUCAAGCUCUUUUUUCCCAGAAUAUUGGUUUAGACAAACACAUCCACAUAUCCUGAAUAAAUUAGGUGUGGGAUCGAUUAAUUUGUAGUUAUUUAUUACAAAUAAAUAUGAAAAUAACGAAAUAUUGUAGUUCCAACUUUGACAUAGGACCUUUAAGCUGUUAAAAGUUGUUUAGAGUGGAAGCCGGUAUCGGGAUCCGAACCUAGUAACUAGGCCUAUCGGAGACGCUUCAGCCAAAUGAAUAUAUUAUAUGGACUGUUUGAUUCAGGUAGAUGACGGUAUCGUGCAGCCUGCAGGGAGAUACUGGAAUAGUCAUGUAGUAUUAUACAUUAUAUAAGUCUUGUGCAGGUUGCCUUAUGUGUAGAUACUAUGUAGAUACUAUGCUGUGGGAUGUUGUUUGGGUUUUUCAUAUUUACGUUCCUGAUGUCUUCCGACACGUGUGGGUUAUUGUAACAAAACAGCGCUUGGUGUCAACUAAUUUAUAUAGGACUAAAUAAAAUGGUGUAUAUACUGAACAAAAUUAAUUAAGGGUUACUAGAUAGUUGUGAAUGGACUAUAAAAGCACUAGAAUUAUGUGGACAUUAAUACACACGCUUUUAAAUAGAGCAUAAGAACGUACAGUUCAUACGAUAGACAAAACUUAAAAUAUGGCAUCAAACCAUUGCAUUUGUACACAUUAGUAUGUGCUUGUUUUACGUAUGAGCUGAUGGUUUAAAUUUCAUGUUGUAAUGUGUGUAAAAUGUUAUAUAAAAAAGAACAUUGGGCUGAUCUUCGCGCUGGGAUAGGCCAGGAUUUUAUUUUAUUGCCGGGGGAGGGGGGGGGGGGGAUGUACACUGUCUAUGAGUGUAUGAAAAAUAUGUGUGAUUGGGGGAGGGCGUGGUUCCCAUGGCCCCCACCUGGCUAUAGCCUACCAGUCGAUCAUCGUGCCACAGGCAGGCAAUAGGCAAUGGUAUUUAUAGAACAGGCCGAAUUAGCAUGUGAUUUUACGCCUUUAUUGAAUGACAAUGUCCAUUUUGUGUAAUAUAGUAUUAUUAUAUAUGAUAUGUAUGAUAUGGUAUUUAAUUACAUUAUUUAUCUAUAUCAAUAUAUAAAUAAAAUAAAACAAAAUUCUACAUUGUUGGUUUGUUCAUUUAUGCAUGUAUAAUAUAAUUAUAGAAUAAGACUCAUUUUAUAUAUUAUAAGCAAAAACUAUAUUAUAUUCUUGAGAUUUUAUUAAAUAUACUGCU